UUGGUAUUAUGGAAAUAUUCUUGCAUCCCCGAGCAGCCCCGCGUGGUGGUGGAAAGAAAUGAAGCGAAAACGGCACGAAAUUGACAUGAGUGGUGGCGGGCUGGACGGGCGGGUGAGCGUCAGUCGCAGGCGGAACGACGGAGGCGCUUGCACGUUGUGGUCUCCUUGGAAACGUUAACCGAAGCCAUUUUCGGGCCAAUAACUAUACAUUGGUUUUGCAAUGUUCUGUGGUUAACAGUCUGUAGUGGCGGCAACGAGUCAGAGGCCAGACGCUAAACACAGUACGGUCCGAACACACCAUCGUUUACUUACUCUGAGCUAGAUGGCGCCGCAGUCACUUUAUUAUCAUAAAAUCACGAUUGAUAGACCGAUGUUUACCACUCUAUGAUUUACUAUCAAUAUUGCGUUUGCCGCCAAAAUAACACAAAGUAAAUACACGAAUGCGACAAUAAUAUGCAUAAUACACAUGUUAACACGAGUUUCUACUCACGUCUGAGUGUCUGACACAGCUGCAGCUAACGUUGUACUACAUACUUUGACUUCUUCGCUAACACGGUUUGUGUCCGAUGUCCGGCGACAUGAACUCCGACGACGACGAUCUAAAAGCUUUGGCUCUGUUCUUGGAUGCUGAACUCGAUGGUGUUCCGACAUCUACGGAAAAAAUCAUAGACACUAAAGAAGAUGUAAUAAAAGAUAACAUCGACAACGGUAAUCAACUGGCUGAGAGUUAUUCUAAAAAGGCAGCCGGAACAUUUAGUGACUUUUUCAAAUCAAUGAAGUCGAAAAUUGUCGAUUUAGAUGAAGAGGUAGUUAAAUGUGAACCAAAGAAGAAGUCCAUACCCAAAUUACCAAAAUUUGGAUUUGAUCCCUCAGCAGACCCUGUGUUUGGUCUAUGUAUGAUCAAUCCAUUGUUGUCAUCUCAGACAAUUCAAGACAGGAUGAUCGGUAAAGUACCAGUACCCGUUAGCCGAGUUAAAACACAUCUUAAGUCUGCAGACAAUUCCGAUUGGGUUGUAGCUGGCGUUUUGGUAAACAAAUCUCUUCCAAAGACUUCACAAAAAGGUUCUACUUUUAGCAUAUGGAAAAUAAGUGACUUAAAGCCAGGUAUGAAUACUAUUACAUUAUUUUUAUUUGGCCGCUCACAUGCUGACUUAUGGAAAACAGAAAUAGGAUUUGUUGUUGGAAUACUGAAUCCAAAAGAAAUGGAUGGUAAAGACAAGAAGGACGAAAUAACAUUAUCCAUAAAUAGUGGUGAUCAAGUGAUGUUGUGGGGCAGAUCCAAAGAUUUCGGGACUUGUAAAGGAAUUAAGAAUAAUGGAGACAAGUGUGAUAUGUUUGUAAACAUUAAUAACUGUGAUGUUUGUACAUAUCAUGUAAAACGAGAAUAUAUCAAGCAUUGUAGUCAAAGAGCAAAUAUUGGAAAUUCUAGACCAACAGCCGCCCACAGCUUACGAGAUAAAGUGUUGGGAAAAAACGAGGUGUUUUAUGGUGGUCAAAGUUUUGUGUCUACUAAAUCUAAUCAUUCACAAUUAAUGAAAGAAGACAAAGUGAAGCUUCAACGAUUGAAUGCUGGCAAACAGCUUGCGUUAGACCCAAUUAAAACUCUUACCACUGCACCUCGUGCUACUAUUGCUAAUCGUCGAGCUACUGCUAUUAAAGACUCUGUUAAUGAUUUAAAAACCAAUGAAAUGAGUGGGUCAGGAAAAAAAAAUAUUGAUCAUAAAGAAGCUCAAAAAAUGUGUACAUUCAAAGAUAUAUUAGGUAGUUCAUCAAAUCAAAAAAAUUUUGGAUCAAUGCGUCCAAAAUGUGCCAAAGCUAGUGCAUUGAAUUGGAUUAAAUCAAAUGGGACAAUUCAAAAAGAAAAUCCCAAUUUAUUUGAAAAAAGUAAGGGUGGUAAAAAAAGAAAAUUGCCUGAAGACAUUGUUUUAGAUUUAGGCCAAAAAAAGAAAGUUGCUGUCGAAGAAAAAGUUUCACCAAGAUUUUUAGAACUUAUGAAAGCUACUUCUCAGAACCAAGAUCUUAUUGAUACAGCUCAGCAAGAAGCUGAAGACAAAUAUUUUGAUCAAAUGGAUAAAAAGGAAAAAAUGGAACACAAAAUGAUGAACACAUACAAGGUGCAAUGUAAAGCUGUACGUUGUCUGGUAUGCAAAUAUACUUGGUUUUCAGCAUCUGAAUGGUGUAAAACUGAAAAACAUACACUGCGUGUCCUUGAUGCUACUAAAAGGUUUUUCAAAUGUAAUGAUUGCAAUUCGAGAAUUGCUUGUUUGACAAUGUUCCCUUUGAUUUCGUGCAAAAAUUGUAAUGGUUCCAAAUGGGAACGAGCCCCAAUGAUGGGUCACAAAAAAGUUGAUGAAAUCCAUUUAAGUAUUCGUGGAGAUGAACAAACAUUCUUGAGCUCUAUGCAACCAAAACUUAGUAUGGGCUUAAUGGUGGCAGAAGAAGAUUGAUUAGUUAUAAAAUUGGUUCAUAUUGUCCUUACUAAUGUAUUGCUUAGUUAAGAAGUUAUUUCAUGGUUGUUAUUGAGUAAUAACUAAUUUCAAAUAAUUAAAAUAUAUAUAAUUUCAUGGACUAUAUUCACUAAUUUAUUUUUUUAAUAUUUUACGUUUGUAUAGAAUAUAUAUUUUAUACUUGAUCUAACUGAUAAUUAAUUGUUAAGUAGGUACUAGAAUUAUAAUGUUAAAGAACUGUAAUUCACUUUAUAUAAGCUGAAGUAUUAUUUGUAUGUAUACUGGUAAUAUUUUUUUAACCUUUAAACUUUAAAUGUGUGUUAAUUUUAAUGCUAUUUAAAUUAAAUUCUAUAUUAAUUUUUGAUCUUCAAUAAAUGUAAUCAAUUA
Messenger RNA from Acyrthosiphon pisum (pea aphid), 2834 nucleotides. RefSeq names its product minichromosome maintenance 10 homolog (gene Mcm10). Gene Ontology annotation, molecular function: single-stranded DNA binding; DNA replication origin binding. The transcript is spliced from 7 exons. Bases 567 to 2447 code for a protein of 626 amino acids. Gene Ontology annotation, biological process: DNA replication; DNA replication initiation. Gene Ontology annotation, cellular component: nucleus; nuclear replication fork. The record is from RefSeq and is a predicted model, not a curated record. Lineage: Eukaryota; Metazoa; Arthropoda; Insecta; Hemiptera; Aphididae.